Messenger RNA from Branchiostoma floridae (Florida lancelet), 2576 nucleotides. RefSeq lists its product as uncharacterized. The transcript has 5 exons. The record is from RefSeq and is a predicted model, not a curated record. Lineage: Eukaryota; Metazoa; Chordata; Leptocardii; Amphioxiformes; Branchiostomatidae. The coding region runs from base 54 to 1184 and encodes 376 amino acids.
CUCUUCAGGCGUGUUGUUCGCUGUAUACGAUUUGACAACUUUACCCCAACACCAUGAGCACUCCUGAUCAUCAGCAGCCCGACUUCAUGAUGCCCCCGCCCGGUAGCCAACCAUCGGGAGAGGAAUCCACCAUGGAGUUCGCCAUGAAGAUGUUUGAGAUCGUGAAGGCGGGGUUCGUGUGUAUGGCGAUGUCGGUCGGGUCCCGGGCGGGGCUGUUCGAAGUGAUGGGGCGGCUGGAAGAGCCGGCCACGUGUCAGGAGAUCGCCGAUGCCGCCGGCAUGAGAGUCAGGUACGUUCGCGAGUGGGUGGGUGCCAUGGCAACGUCUGGAGUGAUUGACGUGGUGGACAUGGAGAAGGAGACGUUCUUCCUGCCGAGACACCGCAUCCCCGUCCUGCUGUCCCAGUUCAGGCGGUCAGUCACUCCCUUCUGUCAGCUGGCCGACUGCUUCGCUCAGGCCACAGGCGAGGUGGUCAAGUGCUUCGCGAAGGACGGUCCUACUGGAGUCCCGUACUCGACGUACUCCACGUUGCAGGACGUGAUGUACCUAGUGCGCAGGUCACAUCACGAGGACACCCUAGUGGACCACUUCAUCCCCACCAUCCCAGGGCUCAAGGAGAAGCUGGAAUCCGGAAUUCAUGUCAUCGACCUUGGGUGUGGGAGGGGGGCGCCUUCCUUGAUCAUGGCUUCAAGGUUCCCCAACAGCACGUUUUACGGCAUUGACCUCGACCCCAAGGCCAUGGCAGCCGCCACCAAAGAGGCAGCAGCCGAAGACCUCUCCAACACCUUCUUCGCUGCACACGAUGCCGCCAAGCUGCCCGCUGAUUGGUCAAACAAGUUUGAAUACGUCACAGCCUUCGACGCCAUCCAUGACGUGGCAUUCCCGGAAGAGGCUCUCCAAGAGGUCCGCCGUAUCCUCAAGCCAGGUGGUCUCUUCUCAUUGGUCGAGAUCAAGGGGAAUUCUAAGAUUUCAGAAAAUGUUGGUAACCCGUUUGGUCCGGUCAUGUAUUCCACUAGCCUUCUUCACUGUGUGCCGGUGUCUAUGCACUUUAAGGGGAAGGGGUUGGGGACCAUAUGGGGGAAGCAGUCGGUUUGCACCAUGCUCCAGGAGUCUGGGUUGAGACUCCUGGGGGUCAUGGAUGUUCCGGAGGUCCCGGAAGAGUGCCACUACCUUUGCCAAAAAUGAAUGUUCCAUCGAGAAUAACAUUUGAGUUGAGCGUCCGUUGACAAAAUGAACACGGACCCCUCUGUGUGUUUGUCGUCUUCACAGCGGUCUCUGAAACUUUCAGAAAGUAUGCUGAAGAAGAGACGGAAACUUUGCCAAUGCGUGGCGAUAUUUCUGUGUUGUAUUUUCAACUCACUAUGUCUAGUUGAAUACCACUAUGCACGUUGCCUGAGGUAUAUUCUGGCUUAUGGCAAAAAGAAAUCAUUGCCAAUGUGGCCAUGUUCUCAGUGUUGUACUUUUAACUCACUGUACGUACCCGGUUAAAUGCCACUAUGCAUAUCACUGUAAGUGUUAAGUACUGGCUCAUGACAAACAAUAACUGAUGUCAACUGCUAUACAUAUGAUCUAAUAUCUAGAUCAUGCGUUAAUACCAGAACAGUGGCUUUUUUAAUCUACGACUAGGCAAUUUUCUUUGCUCAGAAAUAAUAUGAAACAAUACUGCCAUAUUUUAAAACGUUUCACUAUAGAUAUAGAGAAAUUGCGAAUGACUAUUCAACUUAUCAUCAAAAGGUACACAAUAGAUAUUUUGCAAGGUUUCUCAAGUUUCAGACGAUCGCUUUCUAGAGUACACUUUAAAGAAGAUUAAUAGAGUGUAUCAAGUCGACGCUGUUUUUUUUAGAUUAGAACUAUACAAAUUGACCCUGGUAGUAGCAUUUUACCUGUAGAAGAAGACAUAAAACUGUGUCAUAGAUAUUUCAAAUUUUUAGUCACUUGUUGAAUUUAGCGAUCUAUUGAUAUGGACUUUGUCAUUGUUUGCUAUGUACUCGACUUGUCGUUGUAAUUGCCCUUGAAUUACAUGUAUAGGAAAUGAUCUUAAAACCGUGCAGAAAUUGAAAGAAAACAGACUGAGUGCUUUUAACUGUGAUUUGACUUUCGUUAAUUGGUUGUGUGAGUUGUUUAUCAUUAUGUGAUGAGUUGCAGUGCUUUGUCUUGUAUCAUUGUAGUCAAACUACUUUUAUCAAUAAUUUACGCCAUCAUGAUACAAAAUGAUACAAUAUCAUAAAUAGAUACGUUUAGGAGGCACCAUAUGUUGACAAUCACUCUCACACUUAUUGUAACAUUCGUUGCCAUACUUUGCACCUUUGUACCAUUCAUAUUAUUGUGGACUUAAAUUGUAAUUUUUGCUAGAAUGUUGCCAUUGCAUUACAGUUGUUUGCGAUGAUGUUAGCCUACGUACAGAAACGUAAACAGUAGGUACCGUAGCAGUAUAAUAAUAACAAUAUUUGUUUUAUUAUUCACAACCACAUACCCUUCAACAUUUCAACUACCGUUUAUAAUCAAAUUCAGGACACUAAUGAAUGUACAAAAGUAACAAUCACAGUCUUCAGGUUUGUUUAUUGCAGUAUGUCGCUA